Lathyrus oleraceus (garden pea) is the source of this 688-nucleotide messenger RNA. Its product is annotated as putative disease resistance RPP13-like protein 1. Lineage: Eukaryota; Viridiplantae; Streptophyta; Magnoliopsida; Fabales; Fabaceae. The transcript has 2 exons. Bases 184 to 537 code for a protein of 117 amino acids. The record is from RefSeq and is a predicted model, not a curated record.
UUAAUGCUCAUUUUUCACAAUCACCUCUCACCUUUGCAUCAAUUAUUGAAUCAGUAUUCACAUCACAUAUAUCUCUUGCUUUACUAUUACCACUGCCAACCAUUCAAGAAAACCAUUGACAUACCACUCUUUGCUAUCAAUUCACACCGAUCUUGAUUUCCUUCAAUCUUUUGCUAAUACAAAAUGGCUGCAACUAUGAUUGGAAGUGCUUUCCUCUCUGGAACUGUUCAGACCUUAGUUGAGAAACUUGCUUCAAAAGAGUUUCUUGAUUACUUCAAAAAAACCAAGUUCUAUGACUCACUCUUGGAACAGUUAGGACAACCACUACUCACUAUUCAACCUGUGCUAGAUGCUGCAGAGGAGAAGCAGAUCAACACUCCUUCUGUCAAACAAUGGCUUGAUGGCUUGAAAGAUGCUCUCUACGAUGCUGAAGAUUUGCUCAACCAAAUUAGCUAUGAUUCCCUUCGAUGCCAGAUGGAGAACACGCAAGCUGCAAGCAAAACUAAACAGAACACCUUCAACUCCUAUGUUCAAUGAAUCUGUCAUGGUUGGUAGGAAAGAUGACAAAGACAAAGUAAUGAACAUGUUGCUAUCACAAAGCAAUACUAGCCAGAACAAUAUGGGCGUAGUUGCAAUUGUAGGCAUGGGAGGUAUCGGAAAAACAACACUUGCACAACUUGCUUACAAU